Messenger RNA from Trichophyton verrucosum HKI 0517, 2487 nucleotides. RefSeq lists its product as uncharacterized. The record is from RefSeq and is a predicted model, not a curated record. The transcript has 6 exons. The coding region runs from base 1 to 2487 and encodes 828 amino acids. Lineage: Eukaryota; Fungi; Ascomycota; Eurotiomycetes; Onygenales; Arthrodermataceae.
AUGCCAACCCUUAAACAGCUAACCUGCCAUAUCGAAUGGGCUAACUGUAGCAUACCAUUCAAAGAAUAUGGCGUCACUUAUCGAGACGGGUCUGUUGAAUGCCUUGUUCCUGUGCAGCCCGCCUCGACACCAUUCUCUAUCCGGCUCACUUCCAGUGGAUACAUUGCGCCCGGUUUGGCGAUGUUUGUUUAUAUGGAUGGCGUCUACCAAUGCAAUCGCAACAGGGAUGAUCUCAUUUUAAAAAAGGGGUGUAAAGUACAACUUAUGCCGGGUAUGCCCGAAGUCAACAAAUCUCAUUUCGAUAACUUAGGCGAAAUAUGCGUUGUUGUUCUUCGAUGUGAGUCACGAGAUGAUCAAUCAUCAUUUGAGGGUUCUCUCACUCCAGAAUCAGCUAUGGCAUUUGGGCCAGAUUUGGACGAUUUUCAGAGCGUCUCUAGCGAAGAAUGCCUACUCAAUCCUAUCAAUACAACCAAAGAAAAUGAUACAAGUUGUGGGUUUAUGGGAGGAUUGUUUGACGGGGCAAAUGACACUAGGCACUGCGGGAAUAAUAUAAGUUGCUGCAAAUCUUGCGAUCAUGAUGAACCUAAGACUCAUCGUGAGAGCCGUGGCCACCGUCACGAUAAUCAAUCGUCCAUAAACAACAGGGAUUCCAGACGACGCCAUCCAAAUCCUGCGAGGUCACAGCCCCAGUGUCGAGUCCACUGGAAAGAUCAGCCUGAACUAGAACAGGAAUCAGACUGGGAUAAUGGAUGGGAGUCGUAUGAUACAGAGUCCACUGCAAGCUCCGACCGUGUCUGCCAAGGAUAUCGAUAUUAUCGAUCAAGUGGCCCUACCAACCCGAGCCCUAGGCAGGAAGCUGAGGAAUCUGAUAGCCCUCGUUCUUGCAUACGUGAACAUCGCUCUAAGCCAAGACAAUACCUCCCUUACAGGGCAAAACAAGAUCAAAGCUCAGGAUGGAAGAUUCGGAAAGGUUCGGGGAAGCUAUCUUCAGAGGAGCCCAAGGGACCCCAGAAUCUCUUGUCGGAAGAAAUACACAGCGGUACCCGUGGAUGUGCUCCUUCCAUUGUUCUCAAUGUUAACUCAGCCCAGCCGACGCAGGAGAUGAACCCAGUAAUCAAUCAUACUUGCCACAACAAUGAUAAUACCCUAUCAACGAAUGACGAUACUGGUACAGGAAAUGAUGACGGCGAUUUAAAUACCUCAAAUGAAAAUCAGGAUAACAAUGGUUCAUCCUGGGAUAAUAAUAAUGAUCAAGGUAAUUCGAAUUGGAAUAAUGACAACAAUGAGACUUCUGCCGGCUGGAAUAACCAGGACAGUCAAAAUAAUACUAUGAACGAUAGCUGGGAUCAAGGGCAAGGGGAUCAACAAAAUAAUAAUAAUAAUACAGAUGAUUGGGACAAAGGUAAUACCAACUUCGAUUCUAAUGCCCAAGGCCAGCAACAAAGUACUUCCUGGGAUAACGGUAAUCAAUAUAAUGGCCAAGAGUGGAUGGCGCGAGGUGCAACAACGGGUAAUGGUGAUGCCCCAGCAGCGGGCUGGCUAAACAACAAUUCCAACGACAACCAUGGACACAAUAACGAUGGCCAAUGGGCCCCUAUGGCUAGCCCAAAUAAUGGAUAUAACAAUCCUCAGCCAGGUCCAGCAAGCCCACUUCCCGUUCCAGUCCAAGCCCAGGGUCCGAUAUGGGAGUCCCCACCGCCCAUCCAAAGAGUUCAUACUCUAAUUACUCCAUUUUGUCAGGGACCAGAGGCCAGUGAGCCUCCAUUAUAUACUGCUCCUGAGCAAGUUGCGCAAGAACGAGCGCUAUCUCACCAGGUGCAGGUUGGUAGAUCUUCAAGGUACUCUCAUAAAAUCAAAGUACCACAGUAUAUUGAUACAAUGGAGGAGCCUUACGCAAAAUUCAUCUUCAAAUAUCGGGUCAAAGGUGUUGUUGAGUCAGAGAUUGGCAAGCCGAUUGAACGAGAUGUUGAAGCCGAAAGAAAACUUCUCGAAUCUCUUCCUCGAGAGGAGAUUCUAAAGCAACUCCUCCACGCUCAGGGAUUACUGGCUGCUCAAACUCUUGGGCAAACAAUGGUAACACCGGCUCAGGGGCAACCUCAAGUCUCUAGCCCGCAGCAGAUCCAGCAUCAACACUCCAAUUCAAACAACCAGCAAUAUGUGCCGGCUCAACAUCAAAGUCCCCCUGGGAGCAAACAUGGUCGCGUUCACCACUCCAAUCAUGGUUCACAGUCUGGUCCUUCGCAUUGGAAUAGCGCUCCAGCUCAGGAACAGGUUUUCACCGUCCCGUCAAAGCUCACAGGCUAUAAUAAUAGGGCGAUUAAUCCUCCUCAGAGUCCCCCGCAGAACAAUAACUUGGCAGCUGCCCUCACUACUGGGUUACAGAAUGUUCAACAACAGCAGCAGCAGCAGAGUUGGUCCAAGGGCAGUAAUGAUGCUCCUAGCUGGAAUGCCCAGGCUACACAGGAUGAUUCCGGUGGGAAAUGGUGA